Messenger RNA from Lates calcarifer (barramundi perch), 3693 nucleotides. It is a transcript of the gene nek8, whose product is annotated as NIMA-related kinase 8. The record is from RefSeq and is a predicted model, not a curated record. Gene Ontology annotation, biological process: protein phosphorylation. The transcript has 15 exons. Gene Ontology annotation, molecular function: ATP binding; protein kinase activity. Bases 43 to 2133 code for a protein of 696 amino acids. Lineage: Eukaryota; Metazoa; Chordata; Actinopteri; Centropomidae.
UUGCCUGGAGACGGCGGAAACGUCUGUCUGGGAGCAGCAGCGAUGGAGAAAUACGAGAAAAUCAAAGUUGUUGGAAGAGGAGCUUUCGGGAUCGUUCACCUGUGCCGCAGGCGCAGCGACGGGGCCUUUGUGAUCCUGAAGGAGAUCCCAGUGGAGCAGAUGUCACGAGACGAACGUCUGGCAGCUCAGAAUGAGUGUCAAGUGCUGAAACUGCUCAACCACCCAAAUAUUAUUGAGUAUUAUGAGAACUUCCUGGAGGACAAGGCCCUUAUGAUAGCUAUGGAGUAUGCUCCAGGUGGGACUCUGGCUGAUUACAUACAGAAGCGUUGUAACUCUCUGCUGGACGAGGACACCAUCCUUCACUUCUUUGUUCAGAUCUUACUUGCCUUGUAUCAUGUCCACAACAAACUCAUCCUGCACAGGGACCUGAAAACACAGAAUAUUCUUCUUGACAAGCACCAGAUGAUCGUCAAAAUCGGUGACUUUGGCAUCUCCAAAAUCCUUGUCAGCAAGAGCAAAGCGUACACAGUAGUUGGGACCCCAUGCUACAUCUCCCCAGAGCUGUGUGAAGGAAAGCCGUAUAACCAGAAGAGUGACAUCUGGGCUCUGGGCUGUGUGCUCUAUGAGCUAGCAAGCCUUAAGAGAGCAUUCGAGGCCGCUAAUCUACCCGCCCUCGUUCUGAAGAUCAUGAGUGGUACAUUUGCCCCAAUUUCAGACCGCUAUAGCCCAGAACUCCGGCAGCUCAUCCUCAACAUGCUCAAUCUGGAUCCAUCCAAACGUCCUCAACUCAAUGAAAUAAUGGCUCUCCCCAUAUGCAUCAGGCCCCUGCUUAAUCUCUACACAGAUAUAGGCAAUGUCAAAAUGCGCAGGAUUGAGAAACCACUGUCUACUGUGCAAACCUGUCCUCAGGGUAGACCAGGAGGCAGAGUUCCUACCAACAGGUCCAGAGAUGGAUCAGUAGGUUUAGGAUCAGGGAAAGUUCACUCUCUCCCCCUGUCAUCCGUGUAUACGUGGGGAAGCGGCAUCUCAACGCCUCUCCGUUUGCCGAUGCUCAACACAGAGGUGCUUCAGGUGUCUCUGGGCCGCACUCAGAAGAUGGGUGUCACCAAAUCAGGCCGUCUGAUUACAUGGGAGGCUCCAUCAGUGGGAUCUGGUGAGGCCAGUCUGCCCGGUGUUGUGGAGCAGAUGCAGCCGCAGUUCAUUUCUCGCUUCCUAGAGGGCCAGUCUGGAGUCACCAUCAAGUCUGUGUCUUGUGGUGAUCUCUUCACCACCUGCAUGACAGACAGGGGCAUUAUCAUGACGUUUGGAAGUGGGAGCAAUGGCUGUUUGGGACACGGUAACUUCAAUGAUGUAACACAGCCCAAAAUAGUUGAGGCCCUCCUCGGUUAUGAGCUGGUUCAGGUGUCAUGUGGUGCUUCCCACGUUCUCGCUGUGACCAAUGAAAGAGAAGUAUUUGCCUGGGGAAGAGGAGACAAUGGUCGCCUCGGGCUAGGCACCCAAGACACCCACAACUCACCACAGCAGGUGUGUUUACCUGUGGAAUUUGAGGCCCAGAGGGUGGUGUGUGGCGUUGACUGCUCCAUGAUAAUCAGCACCCAGUACAGGAUUGUGGCAUGUGGAAGCAACAGGUUCAACAAGCUUGGCUUGGAUAAGAUAACAGCUGGAGAGGAACCUAAUCCCUCAAAUCAGGUGGAAGAAGUUCAUUCUUACUCUCCCAUCCAAUCAGCCCCACUCAACAGUGAGAAGAUAGUUUAUAUUGACAUUGGAACGGCCCACUCUGUUGCUGUCACAGAAAGGGGCCAGUGUUUCACCUUUGGCAGUAACCAGCAUGGCCAGAUGGGCUGCAGUUCCCGUCGUAGCAGCCGAGUUCCCUACCUGAUACCCAGCCUACAGGGUAUCACCAUGGCUGCCUGUGGAGAUGCUUUCACCUUAGCUAUUGGAUCUGAAGGGGAGGUGUACACCUGGGGAAAGGGUGCCCGCGGCCGCCUUGGCAGAAAAGAGGAGGAUUCUGGGAUACCAAAGGCGGUGCAGCUCGACGAGAGUCACCCGUUCACAGUGACAUCAGUGGCUUGUUGUCAUGGCAACACUCUGCUGGCAGUGAAACCUUUGCUUGAGGAACCUGUGCCGAAAUGACUUUGUCCUGAAAAUGAACCCACACCCGCUCAGCGGUCAUCAUGAAGCCCGGUGGUGGCGUGAGGUGAAGAACAGCUUCCUCUGAAUAACUCCUCCCGGAGGCCCAUCUGCGCCGCAGUUGAAAGAUUUCUUUUCAUACUGCAGCUGUGGCCUCAGAUUUUCACUCGGUCAUUCUUCUCUAUCUGUUUUUUUUUUUUUUUUUUUUUUUUCCAGGAAUGAAUGUUUGUUUCAUUCUGUUGCUUGAUAUCAUGGAGCAAAGCACAGAAAAGGUCAGAACCUGACUGUUGCAGCAGGUGUGUCUCACAACAGGUUGGUAAAAGUGGAUGUUGUAACACUGUUACUGAGGCUGGAUUGCAGGUAGUCAUUAGGCAGCGUUCAUGUGGUGAACUAUUGUCCUCUCUCACGUGCAGGAUAAGCAUGAUAAACCAUGAAAGGCCAGUAAAGGACAAACUGGUUUGAGCUCUCUUCAGCAACUUGUGAAUGUGAUGAUACAAAGCACAGAAACGAAAAGAAUGAAGCCACUUUAGAGUUCAUCAGUCAAAUGAACCAAACACAUUCAUCUUGAUCACAUUGUCAGUGGUCACAUUGUGCUUUAUUGGAUUAGUCCUCCAACACAUUUGUAUCUCAACAGCAGUGUUCAGACCAGAUAACGAUGUGUUGUUUCAGGAACCAAGACUUUGAGAUUUUCUGGUGUUAAAGAGACGUGAGUCCAAAGUCACUCCCUUCUCAACUCACUCUGUAGUGAGUAAAAGCUCUUAUAGUGGGUAAAUCUCACACUUGGACACUUUGGACACACACACAGAAAAUAAUGGACAGUAAAUAUAGUGCACUAUAUAGUAAAUAGGGAGUGAUUUUUUUAAUGAAAUGGUAUAUAUAAUUGUGUAAACUGUGAUUAUAGGGUGAUUAAAAACUGCUGGAAAAAAAACUGCCAAAGCCAGAGCCUGGAGGAAGUACUCAGAUCUUUUACUUAAACAAAAGUAGCAAUACUGUAGUGUAGAAAUACUCUGUUAAAAGUAAAAGUACAAAACUAUUAGCUACAAGAUAAGUAAGAUUACUUUGCAGAAUGGCCCUUUAAUUAUAAUUAUUGAUGCAUGUAUAUAAUUGUCACUAAUGCUUGCAGCUGGUAAAGUUGAGGUAAAUUUGAAGUACUUUAUAUACUUCUGGGUAAGUUAACCUAUAAUAAUACAUCUUAAUUUAUUAGUUAAUUAUACUUUUUAAUCAAUAAUCUGAAUCUGCAAAGUAAGCUGAUCAAAUGAAAGCAGUAUGUAGUGAAGUGUAAGAAUAAAGUACCAUCAAAUUUCUGUUUACAUUUUCUUCAGUGUUGUUAUCAGUCAUUACAAUAUUUUCUAGUCUUAAAGCUUUUAAAAAACACAGGGGAAAAGUUUUCUCUGGUUGCUGGACAUCUGAAAUCAAAUUAAACAAUUUGAACAACAUGGAAGAUGCAGCCUGAGAAAGAACCCUGUGGUAAAUUUUGUCUAUAUGAUAUGAAUGUGUCUUAGUGUAAGUUAGAUCGGAGGACGGUUUCACUGUGGAUAAGCCAUAAACUGAGGUCUUCAGAAA